AUGAAAGGUGCGGGUGUCAUUUUGCCCAAGGACUCAAGCAAUCCGUCUAGCUGUUCUAAAAAAGGUCCAAAAACAGUGCGGUCUGAUGGUUGCAAUUUAUGUGAGGUGUGCGGUGGGAAGGAACGAAGAGUGGUUACAAGUAUUGAACAAAAUCUGUCUGUGCCUCGAUAUAAUUCUAAUCUUUAUAGGAAAAAUAACAGAGCUGUAUCGGAAAAAAGAAUUAAAAUGCCUACCGAAUAUAAACGCAAAGGUAGUGUUUGUCGAGAGGAAUGGUCAGAACAAGAUUUACAACAAGCUGUAGAGGCUGUACAAGAAGGUAGAGUAGGUGUUCGAGAAGCCGUUCGUUACUUUGCCAUACACAACACUUCGACGAUGCUUGAGAAGUGGCAAUCAUAGAAAGCUUCCGUUGGGACCAUUAUCUACUUUAGGACAAGAAAACGAAGUUAAAUUGGUCAAUCAUAUUAAAAAACUUCAAAAGUUUGGAUUUUCGCCAUCACGAACAACUGUACGCUCUAUGGCAUUUGAAUUAGAACAGAAAUUAAAUCUCCCACAUAAAUUCAAUAUUGAAAGACGUAUGGCAGGAUAUCCAUGGCUCGAGUCAUUUUUAAGGCGCAAUAAGGAUCUAGCAGUGAGAAAAUCCGAAGGUAUGUCAGC
This is a messenger RNA of Acanthoscelides obtectus, 654 nucleotides long. NCBI's taxonomy places the organism in Eukaryota, Metazoa, Arthropoda, Insecta, Coleoptera, Chrysomelidae. The record is from the annotation of a GenBank genome assembly.